AUGCUGCUGCAGGAGCUCGAGCACCAGCAGCAGCGCACUUAUGUCCAAACACAAAGCGCUGCCACUCCAGCCAAGCAGUGUUCACACGUGACAUUGCCGCCGUCACCGCGUUCAAGUGGAACGGCACUUACCACCAACACUGCAGCGUCCGCUUUUAGACGUCGACCAAAUCUGCGUACCUUCUCGUCCUUCGUCUACGUGUGCGCGGCGUCAAUAACGGAUCCGCCGGGAUUUGUAUUGGCUGUUCUUUUGCUGCUGAUACUGCUAGCUACAGCUUGCAAUCCGCAGCCAGCAACGGCGCCACCCGCAGCGUCUGCCAUGGUCAUGUUCGACGCGAUGGAUCGUGUCUGCAACGGACUAUCGCUCAUGAUCCAGCGGAUCUCGAUGCACAUGGACCAGAUGGACCAGGUGUCGCCCUGGAUCCGCUUCGUAUCGUAUCUCCUCUAG
Molecule: messenger RNA, 447 nt
Organism: Phytophthora infestans T30-4
Lineage: Eukaryota; Oomycota; Peronosporomycetes; Peronosporales; Peronosporaceae
Exons: 2
Coding region: 1-447 (148 amino acids)
Source: RefSeq, a predicted model, not a curated record